Daucus carota subsp. sativus is the source of this 946-nucleotide messenger RNA. Its product is annotated as putative germin-like protein 2-1. The record is from RefSeq and is a predicted model, not a curated record. The transcript has 2 exons. Gene Ontology annotation, molecular function: manganese ion binding. Bases 109 to 777 code for a protein of 222 amino acids. NCBI's taxonomy places the organism in Eukaryota, Viridiplantae, Streptophyta, Magnoliopsida, Apiales, Apiaceae. Gene Ontology annotation, cellular component: cell wall.
AACAAUCCAAUCUUCACAACUUAACUUAAUCCCAAGCUCAUCAUCAUUUGUUCUCUUAUACUUUGUUCAUCUCUUAGAUCACAAAACAGCUAAACCUAGAGUUGGAAGAUGGCUUCUUCAUUGGCAUCUAAUAUUCUCUUCAUAGGAUUCCUAAUUAGUACCUUGACUUGCUUCGUUGCUUUGGCCACAGAUAAUAACCCUCUUCAGGAUUUCUGCGUUGCUGAUGCCAAUAGCCCAGUGUUGAUUAAUGGACUAGUCUGUAAGGACCCCAAGGUUGUAACUGAAAAUGACUUCUUCACUAGCGGAUUGAACGUGGCCGGUGACACAUCAAAAAAUCUGGUAGGAUCAAACGUAACAACAGUUAAUGUUGGCAGGAUUCCUGGACUCAACACUCUCGGCAUUUCUCUUGUUCGUAUCGACUUUGCACCAUGGGGAAUCAAUGCUCCACACACCCAUCCUCGUGCUACUGAAAUUCUGACCAUCAUAAAAGGUACACUGCGGGUGGGAUUUGUGACCUCAAAUACAGAAAAUCGUCACAUCACCAAAGUCCUGAAUGAAGGAGAUGUGUUUGUGUUCCCAGAAGGUCUUAUACAUUAUCAGCAAAACAUUGGACAUGAUAAUGCAGUAGUGAUUGCGGCUCUUAGCAGCCAGAACCCAGGGGUUAUCACCAUUGCCAAUGCUGUAUUCGGAGCCAAUCCAGAUAUAUCUGCUGAUAUUCUUGCCAAGGCUUUCCAGCUGAACGAAAACACCGUCAAACAAUUGCAGGCACGAUUUUAAGUUGAUGAACGUAUCGAAUAAAGUGUUAUAGGCACUAAUAGCUCUGUUCAGGCAUUUUUCAAUUAUAUUUGUUUAGUGUUGUUUGAAAUUGUUGCUUUUAAUUAAUCAUUGGAAUAUGCUUAUUGUAUCACAAGCUUCAAUAAAAACUUCGGUUAAUUUUCUUUUUCUA